GAAAGUAGGGAGAGCGAUGUUAAAUUUUUGUCGCUCGAAAAGCAAAAAAAAAGAAAUCGUUUUAAAUAAAUAAAUUUAAAGUAUUUCUCUUCAGUUUACUAAACUGAUAUAAAACAAAACAAAAUUGUCUAAUAUUCAAAACUAACAUCCAAAUGUCCAUUCUGUGAGCAAAGAAACAAACACAACCCAACAAGAAAAAAAAGAAAGAAAUGAUUUCUUCUUCCUCACCUGCUGACCCCACAGCUGCCACUGGUCCAUUGGGAAUUGCUGCCGAAAAAAACAAACAAUGGCAGCGCGAAUUGCUAAUGGAGAAAAUCCGUUCGCACUCGUCCCAACACAAAACCUUCCAGGAGCUCUCCAAAUCCAUGCGAUUGUCAAUGUUAGAAAAGCGUUACGCUCUCGACGCAGUCGAAAAGUCAAAUCUGCAAAAAUGUCUCGACUCAAUGCAACAUUGUAUUAAAGUCACUUCCCGCCAGGGUUUAGUUGAACGUUUAGAGUCAUUAUCUCGACAAUUAGGCCUCAAAUUCAUGGAAGACAAAUCGGGUUUAUUCAUUUCCACUGACAUGUUUUAUUUAGAGAUUAUUCUCGAUUCAAAUGGCUCUCUGACUGAUGUCAAAGUCCAUCACGAAUGCAAGAUUGAACAACAAUCUUGUAGCGAAUUAGUAAACUGUCUCAAUCGUGGAGACUUUGCUGACUUUACCGUCCAAUUGGAUGGUCUAACAUCGAUCUAUCAGCUCAAUGCUGAGCCAAAAGUAAAGACUAAAGCAUUCGUUGCACUGCAGGCAAUGGAAACGGAUCUUUAUAGUCUUUAUCAGGCUCAAAACUUUGCCAAUGAUGCCAAGGCAAUCUUAACCGAGUCAUCAGUUGGGAUAGCUUUGCGAAGACGUGGUGGUCAUCCAAUGAGAUUGACUUAUUUCGUAUCGCCAUACGAUUUGAUUAAUCUCGAGAUGAAAUCAAUGAUUCCACUGACCGUUGAUUUGGUGACGAGUAAAAAUCUGGGCAUGAGUGUGACUGUGAAUUUGGAAGCUUCGUCGGCGAAUAAGUUGCAAAUUCUGCCAACGGUUUCAUUCACGAAAGAAGGAAUGACUGAUGUACCAGUUUAUUCGCCUUUGACACCACAGAAUUCGACACUUUUGCCAGCGACUUUUGUGUUGCGGCUGAAUACACCACUGCCAGUGUGUCAGAAUUUGCUGCGCACCAUUAUGCCGGUGCAGACGACAACUGAACCGGGUGGUGCCGGUGCUACGGCAGUUGUACAGGGAGAAAGUAGUACGAUGACAUCAUCGAUUAUGAAAUUGGUCAUACAAACUGCAUCGGAGAAUCAAUUGCAAAAUUCAUCAAAAGGAUUGUUUGUUUGUCUUCCCGAUCAGACUCAUUGUUAUUUUUUUACGGAAAAUAAACAAAUGAAGGCAUCAAUUGUUUCAAGUGUGCCAUUUACUGAACCAUCUCAAGUGCCCAAGAUACUUGCCGUACUUAAAAAGCAUGCACUCUUUUAUACUCUUCUAUCUAGCUGUGUCCGGCCUCAGACUAAAAUGGGAGACCUCGAAUCGACAACUAUUCUUGAGGUAAAUGCGAUUUCGUUUAGUCAAAUAUCCGUAGCCCUCGAACAUCCCUACGAAGAAUCCAUGGCAACUGUCGAAUUUAAUUUGAAUGAACUAGGUUUAGUAACAUGCGAAAUCUACUCACUUUCCAACAACUAUGAAUCAUUGGCAGCAAACCUCACCCUAAUCGUGCAAACGAGUAUGUCAAUUCCAAUAACAAUUCGAAGUCUACUUAAAUACUGGCAUCAGGAGCGUAUGAAGUGUUUUCAACGCGGCAAUGGCAACGAAUAUGGGAAUUUUAACCUUGGCCAAGGUCCAAUUGAUCCUGGAGGUCGAGGUGGUGAUUUUCGUGACAUAAAAGGUCCCAAACCAGGAGGCACUGAUCGCGGAGGAUCAAAUUUUGGUGCUGGCAAUAAUCGGCCAUUUUUUCAUGCCACCGGUAUAACCGGCACUGGAGCUGAGGGAUUUCCCGAACUAUCAUCCUCAGUUGGACCAGUGGCUGGGACAAACAGUCUCAUUAAAACACAAUUCAAAUCCGAAGUUAAGCAAGAGGAUUUUUGUAAAAGCCCAAAGAGUAACCAUACAUUGCAGUCUGAUAUUAGCAGCAACGACUCCAGCUCUUUGGGCACAUUGUCAGCAGCACAACAACAAACUUGCAGCAACACCCAAGAAUUAUCUACCUAUUCUGCUGGGGUUGCUGCUAAUGUAGCUACUGCUGUUGCAUCCGGAGUCGCUGUACCAACAACACCAUCCACAACCGCCACAUCGACAAAUCUUUUAAAAAGCGAUCAAGAUCGAAGCGCCGAUAUUGCUGGAAAGUACCAGAAAAUCUGGAAAGACAAAACCAAUACUGUAAAAAACACUGUCAGCAUUACUCCGAUCACAACUACGACUCCUGCCAUGGAUUCGGCGGUUAAUCCAUCACAAGGAAAUCUAGAAAAGAGGCCAGGAAUUGAGAUAAUUCCUUUGACCACACCACCAUCACAAAAUUCAGUAUCAUCUACAAUUACUAUUACUCCAAUUAAUCCAACGUCAACUGCUCCACCAUCAAUUCCCACUGUCUCGAUAACUGGGGUUAAAAGCUCAGAAAAGAAGAGUUCAAGUUCAAGUAAACGCUCAGCUGACGAUAAAGACAGCAAGAGUGAGAAGAAGCGAAAGAAAAAGCGUGAAGACUCGCCAAUGGGUCCACCAGAAAAAAUGUUUUCCCGCCAAAACUCGCCAGCAUCCGAUCCCAUAUCUAGAAAGUAUUCUCCACAGACAACCCCUUGUAUGGGUUUGCCAGGCACCAAACCAAGCCCAAAACACUCUCCAGUAUACACAAGUCCUAAGCAUGCUUCGUCCAGCCCCAAGAGUCCCUUUGGCACAUUAUCCCCCAAACACGGAAGUUCAGGAAAGCCCAGUAUGUCUACUCUGAAGAACGCCACAAGCCCAAAAAGUGAAAAAUCCACACUCGCACUGCCCACACGGCCCCUGUCUUCGCCAGGGUUGUCCUCUUCAAAAAACCGGGAUAAAGACGGCAAAGAGAGAUUGCUGAGUGUCCCCAAUCCGAACUCCAAAACUCCCACAAGUCCAAAAGUCAAAUCGGCAACGAUAAAACUGAAGCCUCUCGACGUAGGCAAUCACUUGGGGUUUUCAGGGUUAUCUGAUGAAAGUGACAAAGCCCGCAAAAGCUCAUUAAAUGCCGUGAUAGACAAACUCAAAUCUUCCCAAAACUCUUCCGACGGUACCGAUAAGCUAACCAACUCUGGCAAUGCUAGUGAUUCAACACCAACUACUCCUGGCACUCCUGGCUCGGAGUACAUGGUGAAACCCGGUCAAGAUGGUAUCAAGAUCACAAUCAACAAGACAAAAACAAAGGAUGGUGGUGGAGGUAGUAGCAAUUUCAAUCGAACAAAGACUAUUAACAAUAAACCUGUCGACAUGGGCAAUAGUUCGCCAAAAAAGCACACUGGCUUAAAACCAGGUGUGAACAGCGGGCCUGCCUCAAAAAAGUCAUCCGCAACACUUCCAUUUCCUGCCGCACCGCCAAUGCCAACAAACAAAUCUUCGUCGUCUUCGUCCGGCAGCAGUAGCAGCAGCAGCUCUCAAGGAACAAAGUACAAUUUUCAAAAAUCAAACUCAUCAGGCAGUCUCUCCACGAAACUCUCCGCCAAUUCUACGGGCGGUGGUGGAAGUUCCCUGACUAAAUCUCACAGUACAAACUCCUUUCAUUCGGAUUCCUUUCGCAAAUCAGCAUCCUCGUCGUCUUCGUCGUCCUCGAGCAACAACAAAUCGCGCUCAAGUUCGGGUUUUAUUGAGAAGAUUACGCCUCGACCAGAUCCCACAGAUAUGAUGAAGAUCCUUCAGUUUGCCUCUCCCAACAUGGCAGCCAUGGAAGGAUUUAUGAAGACCUUCAAUACCAAGUUUCAAAUCCCAAAAUUAUCUGCAAGGAAUUCAAACUCCCAACCUCCUCAUGACGGGGACAAACCUCGACCUAUAUCGGCACCUACAACCCCUGCCCCCUCAUUCACGCCAUCGCCGACGCCAAGCAGUUCCGAGAGCAGUGGCAACAGCAAUGAUUCGAACAAGAAUCCACCGAAAAUCUCCGGCCCCGCCGCACAACCGAACAAAGGUCAGCAACAAGAUUUCUUUAAUCUCGCUUGUCAUACAGGUGUAACCACCAACACCAACACCGCCGCAAAUUUGUCGUCCUCGUCCUCCAUAACCACCCCAUCCUCCUCUGUCCCACCUUCUCAUUUCAAUUCAUACCGUGGUCCACUCAUCGAUACAAACAGUCAUGCGAGUGAUCUCACUAUGCGUCCACCCUUGAAACCCAGUGUGACUGAUGAUUCCUCCUCCUCAACGUCGUCGUCGGUGUCCACUCUGAAAAAUGAUAUCAAACUGAUGCCACCGGUGGUGGUGCAGCACGCACAACCCCCACCAGUUCAAAUUUCCAAUAAACUUCCCUUCCAUCAGCAUCCCCCAUCGCCGUCCGUUUCGGUGCACAUUCUCAAGUCUCCGGUUCCAUCGCCGCUGGUGGUAAUGCCAUCACCUCAUUCCAAUUCGCCCUGUAUCACCGAUGAGGAACUCAUGGAUGACACACUGGUGGGUGUGGCAAGUAAAUGACAAACACUGUUUAUGGUAAGAAUUUAUUGUUCGGACUUUGGGUUUGGGAUUUUCAUCAUCUUUUCCUCCCAUCAUUAUCAUUAUAAUCAUCUUGUUGUUGUUGUUUACGUGUUAUCGUCUUCCUUUGUUUGUUGUAUUGUUGAUUUUCUGCUCGAAAACUCAACGAAGCAUGAGAUUUUGCAAUUUCUAGGAACUUCCUAAUCUUCCAGCAAACACUGUCGGAGUAGUCGGUGAAAAAUUCCCCAAAAGGCUGACACAGCAGCAAAAUGACUUGGAACUGUUUCUCGUUGGGCGUUGAUUUAAACCAGACAUAGACAUCCAGCAUAAGUUUAUAUAAAUAAUGUAUUUUUAAGUAGAUGUUAGAGUUUAUUUUUUCUUCUAUUUGGAGAGGAAACUAACCAAUUUAUUUCUUUUUUGGUUGAUUAACUGAAAAAAAGUUGAAAAAUUAAAUUUUCCAUUCGACAGCACAAAAGUAUGUAUUCAGAUGUUAACAUCCACAAAAAAAAAAUAUAUUAAUAAUAUUAUAUAAACAAAAAUUAAAUAAAAAAACAAAAAUGUCUUAAUUAAGUACAAAAAUAAAAAUAAUAAAAAAAGAAGAUCCCAUUUGGUGACAAAACUUAAUUUCAUAAAUUAAAAACAAAAAAUUAUAAAUUUUCGACAAACAAAAUAAAUAGAAUUAAGUUGGACGAUGCCUUAAGAUGAAAAAUAUUUUAUUUUUUUUUUAAUUUGAACUUUAGUUUAUAAUUAACUUGAAAAAUCGAAACAUUUUAUUUUUCAAUUUGUAUUUUUAAGAGUAUUUUCGGCAUAAACAAAAUGUUUGGCUUCAUUUUUAUUGUAAUUGAAAAAUUUAAUUUGUAAUUUUUUUAUAAUUAUAAUUAUUUUUGCA
Molecule: messenger RNA, 5532 nt
Organism: Episyrphus balteatus (marmalade hoverfly)
Lineage: Eukaryota; Metazoa; Arthropoda; Insecta; Diptera; Syrphidae
Gene: MED1
Product: mediator of RNA polymerase II transcription subunit 1
Exons: 4
Coding region: 210-4646 (1478 amino acids)
Biological process (GO): regulation of transcription by RNA polymerase II
Cellular component (GO): mediator complex
Molecular function (GO): transcription coregulator activity
Source: RefSeq, a predicted model, not a curated record